Molecule: messenger RNA, 1109 nt
Organism: Lonchura striata (white-rumped munia)
Lineage: Eukaryota; Metazoa; Chordata; Aves; Passeriformes; Estrildidae
Source: RefSeq, a predicted model, not a curated record
GCCAUAAAGCCUGUGUGGAUUCCUAGUAAGAUGGAUGCUCUACAUAAGUUGAAGAUCUUGGUGAUGUUUCUGUCUCUGGCUACUUUCAUGAUCAUGGUGAUAAUGAAUGCUGGAAAUGCCACUGGGACUUUCAAAGGUCUGUUCAGGACAACCCCUGGAAACAUCUCAGCCAAGUACAGCACAGAUUUCACACCAGCUGGCUGGACUUUCCUCAUCUGGAACGUCAUCUACGCCUGGCAGCUCGCCUGGCUGCUCUACGCCUUGUCAGGGAUCUGCCGAAGGAAUGAACUUGGAUAUGUCUUCAUAAAGCCAGACUUGCUGCCAAUACCUUUUUAUGUGGCGUGGUGUCUGAAUAAUGGCCUCAAUGUUGGAUGGCUCUUUCUGUGGGACCGAGAAUACCUCCUUCCAGCCCUGGUGUUCCUGGCAGUCCUGUCCCUUACCACAUGUGCCUGCUUGUUUGUUUCCCACCGAGCCUUGAGCAUCCAUUCCUCGUGGUUUGUGAAGGCUCACAAGGCUGAGCUCUGGCUCAUCCGCAUUCUGGUGCAGAACGGGCUGGCUCUGUACCUGACGUGGACCAGCAUCGCCACGCUGCUCAACUUCACCGUCGUGCUCAUCCACAAGUGGAACGUGCCCAACGAGAAAGCAACCACUGCUUCCCUGAGCAUCCUGGCUCUCAGCCUGGUGAUAUGGUUUUAUCUAGAAAACUACCUGCUUGACAAGUACGUCCGCUACAACCUCACAGUCUACCCCGUGGUCAUAGCAGCUCUGACAGGCAGCGCCUGUGGGAACGGCUCCUUUUCAUCCCCACAGACCAACCACGUUUUCAUAGUUGUUCUGCUGGCACUGACGUGCUUGAUCUUUGCUGUUCGGCUGGGACUGGUCAUGUGGAGACACUGGAAGAGACCACUGGAAGCAUGAGAACCCUGAGGUCCAUCAGGCACAGUGGCCUGAGACCUCUGGCACAUGGUGGCUGAUACUUGAAAAGGGAGAAAAAAGAAUUGGGCAUGUGCUGGCCCUUCCUUCCUGCAUCCACUCCCUUCUGCAUUUCUCUCUUAUUCUCUGUUCCAAAUGCAGAUGUCUUGUGUCUGCAAAUGUGUCUUGCUCCCACA